UAAUGCAUAAAACACCUCAUAAAUAUUCGUUUGUCUUGAAGUUUACAUUCAAAAACUUGACUUCUGAGUUAUCGAAGAUAUUCUGAAGGUUAACAACCUCCUUUGUUGAAGUGCUGCAACUGAAGCCUUAUUGGUGUGUGUGUGUGUGUGUUUGUGUCUAGCUGUAGGAUAAGUCGUAUUUUUGAGUCUCCUGUAGGGAAUGCCUUGUUGAUUGGAGUAGGUGGUAGUGGGAAACAGAGUCUGUGUUGGUUGGCUGCUUUUCUCAGCGUCCUGGAAGUAUUUCAGAUCACACUGAGAAAGGGUUAUGGCAUCAGCGACCUUAGGAGUGAUAUCGCUGAUCAAUGACAUGCUAGCAUCAGGGGAUAUACCUGACUUGGUCAGUGAGGAAGAGGUUGAUAUGAUCGUCACCUCUAUUCGAGUGGAGUUGAGGGUGCUUGGUUUGGUGGACACGCAUGAAAACUCCUGGAACUUCAUUGAUCAUAUACGCAGACAGCUUAAGGUGGUGCUGUGUUUUUCUCCGGUUGGCUUCACUCUUCGUACACGUGAACGGAAGUUUCCGGCUCUCGUGAACUGCACCGCCAUUGACUGAUUCCAUCCUUGGCCCCAGCAUGCAUUUCAGUCGUCAGCAGCACUUUUAUACAAAAUAUCUCUGGCCUGGAGGUAACAGAGACUAGGGACAGUGAGGAGAUAUGUUUUUUAAAAUGAUUAUCUUUAUACAGCAAGGAUGCAUUAAAUUGAUCAAAAGUAACAUUUAUAAUUUCACAAUAGAUUUCGCUUUCACAUAAAUGCUGUAAAAACGUUUCAACUAUACCACACCCAAGAGCUUUCUGCAAUUCAUAAAGCUUUACUGCAAUCUGCUGGGGACAAAAAGAAGAGAACUGAGCCAAAAGAUGGAACGUUAAAAAUAAUUGUUUGUUUUGUUCAGAGUAAUUGUGUAUUUAUGUUUGUCUAUAGCUGAAUCUAACUGUGUUGCGGAAAUUUCCGAAUACUCUUGCCAUCGUAUCAAAUGUGUCUGCAUCUGUUUUGGUGCUGCUGUCUCCUAAUGGCCAUAUCCCAAAGGACUGCAGCUGGAAGGCGUCUAAAGUUGUCAUGAGUAAAGUGAGUGUGUGAGGAGCUGACAUUUAAGUUUUAUUCUCAGGGAUUUCAUGAGUCAUAUUUGCAAAUGUUUCUAUUUUAAUUCUGCUGACAUUUAACUUUAGCCAUGUUCUUGAAAUCUGGCUUUUACCUCUGAUUCCCUCUAUAAGCAAAAGCCUGAAGUUUGCUCAAAUUGCCAACAUUUGAGAAUAAAACUUUUUUUUUAUUGAAUCUUGAGAAUUUUAGUUUUCAAAUGGAACAUUGAUUAUCAGGAUGCAUUAAUAAUUUGGCAGGCAAACUAUGUUGUAACUCAACAGGUUAUAAAAAGAGGUUCAUUGGGAAAAUGUAAUAGAGAUGUAGAGAAAUGUAAUAGAAACAUUUAAUAGAGAGAAAAAAUGUGUGUCUGCGUAAAAUGUGGAGGAGUUGGAUGGUAGUUUGGAUACACUGAAAGCUGCGUUUGAAAAAGCAACCUCAGAGAAACUCCAUUGUCAAGAUGAGGUGAACCACACCAACACCACCAUUCAACUGGCCAACCGCCUGGUCAAGGUUUUAGAGGUCAGAAUAUACUGGUUUUGUUUUUUGGACCAUACUUACAUGUUGAUAUUGUCAUGCUAAUUUUACAUGUAAAAUUCAACUGCAUAUGGAAACUGUUUUUCUUUUUGUGUUUUCCUGAAAAAUGCAUGUGUAUUUAAGUCAGAAAGUGUAUGAUGGGCUCACUCAGUGACCCAGUACUGUGAGCAGGGAUUCACUCUGUGUGGAGACGUUCUUUUUACCGCAGCCUUCCUCUCUUAUGCUGGCUCCUUCUCAAAAAGAUGAGUUACUCCAUAACAUCUGGAUGCCUUACCUUGGUGCCCAGAAGGUGUCUUGAGUACUGAUAUUGCCUGUUAUUGUGAUAAAAAUGUGUAUUCCUUCACCUGCAAAGUUCAGAAACCACAAAGAGUAUAGAGUGCAGGGAAAUUAAAACAAAUUGAUUCUUUGCAUUCAGUUAUGUUUCAGUUAUAAAAAGCAAUAUUUUACACUAGAAAUUCCCAAACUUUGGUUUGCAAACCUUAAGGGAUUUUUUUGGAAACUGUGGGAGAUAAACUUCUGAUGAAAUGGCAAGGUUGGAUGAAAAAAAAAUAAAAAUAAUAAUAAUAAUAUAUAUAAUUAGGCCUCCCUACAUCUGUUAUUUAUAAGAUAAACCGGUUCUUUCCUUAACUCAGCUUGAUUGAUAAGACUUCAUUUUGUUAUAUCAGUGCCGUAGCCUUUUCUUAU
Cyprinus carpio (common carp) is the source of this 2328-nucleotide messenger RNA. RefSeq names its product dynein beta chain, ciliary-like. Gene Ontology annotation, cellular component: dynein complex. Gene Ontology annotation, biological process: microtubule-based movement. The transcript is spliced from 4 exons. NCBI's taxonomy places the organism in Eukaryota, Metazoa, Chordata, Actinopteri, Cypriniformes, Cyprinidae. Bases 305 to 589 code for a protein of 94 amino acids. The record is from RefSeq and is a predicted model, not a curated record. Gene Ontology annotation, molecular function: dynein intermediate chain binding; minus-end-directed microtubule motor activity; dynein light intermediate chain binding.